AUGGAUGCUAUUAGAGCUGGUGUUGAAAAAGCAAAAGAAGCUGUUCAAAGCAAAAAGGCUGACGAUAAAGCAGCAAAAGCGCUUGAUCCAACCAAAAAACUAAAUGAUCGUCUCGAUGCAUCAUAUGAAUCUGAUAAAGCUGCAAUGAAAGCACAAGAACAUGCUUGUAAAGCAGAAUGUUAUAAAGACAAACAUGUUCGUAGUUAA
Messenger RNA from Rotaria sp. Silwood2, 207 nucleotides. Lineage: Eukaryota; Metazoa; Rotifera; Eurotatoria; Philodinida; Philodinidae. The record is from the annotation of a GenBank genome assembly.